Peronospora farinosa is the source of this 495-nucleotide messenger RNA. The record is from the annotation of a GenBank genome assembly. NCBI's taxonomy places the organism in Eukaryota, Oomycota, Peronosporomycetes, Peronosporales, Peronosporaceae.
AUGAAAAAAUCUAGCAUAAUUGCUGCUUUAUUAGCAUGUGCUCUUGCCAUUGCUACGGCUCAAGACACUACAGGUGGAGGACAAGAAGGUAGCAUGAUGACUGAUAAUACUAACCCAAAUACCAAUCCACCAAGUACCACACCUCCGGAUACGGCUGCUUCAAAUGGAGUUAAUCCAGCUGCACCUAAUGCAGUUGAUCCAGCUGCACCUAAUGGAGUUGAUCCAGCUGCUCCAGUCCCACCUUCUACGCCGGUAACAGAAGCCCCGGGUCAAGUGUUGGCAACCAAUCCUUCUCCAAUGACCGACAGUGACAGUGGCAGCAGCUCUGCCAACGCUAGUGAUCUCGAGUCUCCCGUGACAAAGAAACCCAAGAGAAACAUGGACUCGGAGUCAAACUCGUCGAAUUCGUCUAAAACCUCAAGCGCCUCUAUGCUAGCUACUGCAAUCGGAACUUGGACCCUUGCAGGCCUGCUCGGAUUUGCUGCGACGCUAUGA